AUGUUCGCGUAUAUCUACAUAAACAGUCAAUCAGUUGAAAUAACUGGAGGUACUGAUGAGAAGAUUAUUCAAAGAUUAGCACGGGAAAAACAAUAUUUACAGAAAGUAACACCUGGUACUAGAUAUUCCGCUACAAUUCAAGGUUUUGAUGUUGAAGGGAGACAAUGCGCAAUUUCAUCUGUUCAUUAUAGAGCAUAUUUUUCAAAAAGUGAAUUGGAACGUGUAAUGGCUUUAGCUUCACGAUUUUGUGGUGAUCUAAUGUAUCAAUUCGAUAUAGUCCAUCGAUGUAAACCAAAAUCCUAUUUUGAUAAUAUAUAUUCUCAACCGGAUGGUCAACGAAUGAUGAUGCCUUAUUUGAAAGACGAAAAUGGCCAUCCAGGCUGUCCAAUUAAUGGCGAAAUAGAAGGAUGUUUCUUUUCUUCAUUACUUCAAGGCGAUAGUUUACCUAAUGCUUCUCCUUUUGGUGAUGUCCAAAUGAUAUUGGAAGUCAACAAAAUAUUAGAUUUUAAAAGAAUGAAUAUGUAUUUUGCUGAUUUUUAUUGUAAUCAAGCAUUUGCUGGCGGCCAAGGAGUCUCCUCUGCUUUACAUUAUAUUACUGUUGUUGUUUGUGAAAAAAGUUCUCAAACUGAUAAGUUUUGUGCUAAUCGUUUACUCAGACUUGAUCCAUCAAACAAUAAAUUCCUGAAAUUACUUCCGACUUCAAAUUCUGGUUCUCCUCGUUAUCUUACAAACUCUACUUCAGGAUUGCUAGUUGAAAUUUAUUAUACAAAACCUGUUUCUUUAUUUCAAGCAAAAAAAUUCCGUGAAAUCUCAACAAUUGGAAAAGGCAGUUCUAGGCCUAUGGGUCUUCCAAAUAAUAAAUUGUGCAAAAUCUGCAAUUGA
Meloidogyne enterolobii is the source of this 882-nucleotide messenger RNA. The record is from the annotation of a GenBank genome assembly. Lineage: Eukaryota; Metazoa; Nematoda; Chromadorea; Rhabditida; Meloidogynidae.